Messenger RNA from Trichosporon asahii var. asahii CBS 2479, 1989 nucleotides. RefSeq names its product phospholipase B. Gene Ontology annotation, cellular component: cytosol. The record is from RefSeq and is a predicted model, not a curated record. Gene Ontology annotation, molecular function: A2-type glycerophospholipase activity. The coding region runs from base 1 to 1989 and encodes 662 amino acids. NCBI's taxonomy places the organism in Eukaryota, Fungi, Basidiomycota, Tremellomycetes, Trichosporonales, Trichosporonaceae. Gene Ontology annotation, biological process: glycerophospholipid catabolic process. The transcript has 3 exons.
AUGAUCCUCCCCCUCACGCUUGCCCUGGGCGCGGGCGCCGCCUCGGUUCUCGCCCAGUAUGAUGCUGCGCCUGAGAUUCGCGAGGCUUACGGCGACGGCAUGAGCCAGCAGUUCGAGGCCGCCAUUGCUGCCGACGAGGCCGAGGGCGAUGUCGUGCCCGACACCAGCGUCGUCCAUCUCUUUGGCAACGAUGAUGACGUUUACCAGCCGUACAAGGUCGACUGCCCGACCGGCACGACGUUCCUGCGUUCUGCGCAGUCCGGUAUCUCGGAGCAGGAGAAGCAAUUCAUCCAGAAGCGCAGCCAGCGCAUCAACGACGCUGUCAAGUCCAUGACGCAGGCGAACGGCCUCCAGAACCCUCCUCGCCAGCCGGUCAUUGGUGUUGCCCUCUCCGGCGGUGGUUACCGUGCCAUGAUCAACGGUCUCGGUAUGAUGUCUGGCCUGAUGGGCGACAUCGAGGAGGCGAAGAAGGCCGGAACCGGCGGCUGGAUGGACGCUAUCUCGUACAUGGCCGGUUUGUCCGGGGGUUCGUGGGCGACCACGACCUACAUUGCCAACGGCGGUGAGAAGCCGAUGGACCUCGCCAAGAAUGUCUGGAACCUUCAGAGCAACCUCAUCUUCCCGGCCGACGACAAGGUGUCGUUCUACUCCGACCUGCUGUCCGAGGUCAAGGCCAAGGGCAAGAACUUCCCGACCCAGAUCACCGACUACUGGGGCCUCGCGCUCGGCAACCACAUGCUCCCCGACCAGUACCACCUGAACAACAACCCGAACCUGACCUGGGCCCAGAUGUACCAGAACUCGAGCAAGCUCCAGAAUGGCGAGCUUCCGUUCCCGAUCAUCAUCUCCGCCGAGCGUGAGAACGGCACCACAGCCGUCAUGGAGAACGCGACCAUUUGGGAGUUCAACCCCUUCGAGUUUGGCUCGUGGGCCAUCGGCGAGGCGACCAACAAGUCGUGGGGCUUCUUCACUCCCAUCGAGUACCUGGGCUCCAACCUGACCGAUGGCAAGCCCAACGAGUGCUGGAAGGGCUUUGACCAGAUGUCCUUUGUCGCGGGCACCUCGGCCACUCUCUUCAACCAGGGCAUCAUCCGCCUGAACAACCUGGAUGACGGCAAGAAUUCUAGUACGAUUGUUAACGGCAUCCGGUCGAUCCUCGACUCGGUCUCCAAGGACCAGAACGACAUUUCGCAGGUCCCCAACCCGGGCCACGGUUACAAUGGUGACGGCAACCCGCUCGCGGACCUCGAGUACCUCACUCUGAUGGACGCUGGUGAGACCAACCAGAACAUCCCCAUGGACCCUCUCCUCCUCCGCGGCGCCGACGCAAUCCUCGCGUUCGACAACUCGGCCGACACCGACCUCUCGUGGCCCAACGGCUCUGCGCUCUGGACAACCUACCAGCGUUCGCUCGAGUUUGAGAAGUUCAACAACGUCCCGCUCCCCAUGCCCAAGGUGCCGACGACGAACGGUUUCGUGAAUGAGGGCCUGAACUCGCGCCCGACCUUCUUCGGCUGCGACGAGCCCAACAACACGCUUGUCAUCUACAUCCCCAACUACCCGUGGUCGUACCAGUCCAACUCGUCGACGUUCAAGCUCGAGUACGCCGAAGAUGAGGUCCAGCCCCAGCUCGACAGCACGAUGCGCGCCAUGACGCUCAACGGCACCGUCACCAACUGGCCCAAGUGCCUUGCGUGUGCGCUGACGGACCGCGCGUUCAACUACAACAAGAACAACCGCACCCAGGAGUGCCAGCAGUGCUUCGACACGUGGUGUUGGAACGGCCAGGCCAACGACAACCCCCCGCAGGGCAACUACACCGCCCUCGCCGGUGUCACGCCCCCUUGGAUCCGCAGCAACAACCUGUCCACCGACCCCAAGACCGAGGACCAGGCUAUCACCACCGACGCCGGUGCCGCCGGCGCCCUCGGCCCCUCGGCGUACGUCCUUGUCGGCGCUGCUCUUACCGCUAUCUCGGCCCUGAUCUAA